UAGACUAGCACGUCAUUUCUGUGCUCGCUGCGAUUUAUCGAUAGAUCGCGCACCCUCGUGACGUCGAUUCAUCGCUCGUAAUUGUUGCAAAUAUCUUUUCGCCGAAAGGUUUCCGUAGUUCACUAGUUUGUUGGUGAAGUUCUUUGUAGGAAAAUGUUCCUGAGUAGAGUUGUGAGAUAUAGUGGUGUGUAUGAGUCACUUCAGCUUUGUAAAAGAGGUGUAUAUUUACAGGGAUCCUUUAGGCAGAAACUUUCUUCCGGAGAAAGUGCUCAAGAAAUAACAAAUGACGUAGUUACAGACCAGAAGCAUGCUUCAAAAGACAGGACGAGAGAAAUACCUGUUGAAACAAGCAUAAAGUACAUAGAAAGCAAAGCUUACAGUCAAACAUAUGGAGAUGAUCCAGUUUGGGUGCACUACAGACGAAACCAUAAAGGAAUGUAUGCUCCUAAAAAAACACGAAAAACAUGCAUUAGGCAAGGUGUAAUUUCAACUGGAAACCCUUGUCCAAUUUGCAGAGAUGAAUAUUUGGUGUUACAUCACAAAAAUAUUAAUCUGCUAAAGCAAUUCAUUUCACCACACAAUGGUGAAAUAUUAAGUUUCAUGAAAACUGGUUUGUGUCAAAAGCGUCACGCUGAACUCUUGGUUGCAGUUGAGAAAGCUAGAGACUAUGGGCUUUUAGUAUUUGAUGUACCUCUACGGACCUAUGAUUACUCUCGUUACUACAAGUCUUGAUGCAGUCUGAGCCCAUCUUUGAAGAUUUAUUUGCUCUGAAUUGUAAAAUUUAAGGUAAAACUGGAAGAUAUGGAGGAACCAACAUAUGUGAUAGUUGGAGGUGGAAUAGCAGGUGUUUCAUGUGCAGAAAGCUUGUCCUUUUACUCUCCUGGAGAAAAGUGCUUAUUAAUAACUGCAUCUCCUGUGAUUAAAGCAGCAACAAAUGUAACUGCACUCACCAAAACUUUAACAGAAUUUGAAGUUGAAGAAAGGGAUGUACACACACUCGUAGAAACAUGCCCUUCUCUCUCUGUGAUUGAAGACAUAGUUGUAGAUGUUGAUGCUGAAUCCCACAGAGUUCACACCAAGCAAGGACGCACUGUAGAAUACAAGAAGCUUUGCAUCUGUUCUGGGGGAUAUCCAAAACUAAUAGAUAAAAAUAAUCCUUAUGUGAUUGGUAUCAGGGACACAGAAUCAGUUGAACAGUUUGAAAAACGUGUAAAAAAUUCAAGACGAAUUUUAGUUGUAGGAAAUGGUGGCAUUGCAACUGAAAUCGUACAUGAAAUAAAAGGUCUAGAAAAAAUUUGGGUCAUAAGAGACAAUCACAUAUCAGCUCCAUUUAUUGACCCGGGAGCUGCUGCAUUCUUUCAAGAAGAGAUAAACAAAAAGGGCGAAAAUAAUCAAGAAAAGUCAGUAGUGAAGAGGAUGAAGUACACAUUGUCAAAAAUGAAACUAACUGAUGAAAGGGGUGCAGCUUUAGGUCCAGACUGGCAUUUAAAUUUCAACAUAUCAGGAAGCCAGCUGGAGAACUCAAAAGUUACUGUAGAGUACAAUUGUGAAAUAAAGCAAAUUCUUACAGCAGAUGAGUAUCAUUUGAAGUACAAUUCAGAGGAAAGUGAUUGGCCAGUCUUUGCUGAACUGACAAAUGGAAUUAUCUAUGGCUGUGACUUUAUUGUAUCUGCGACUGGUGUGAUCCCAAAUACCUCUUUUGUGAAAGAUUUGAAAGACAUAGACUUUGCUUCUGACGGUGGCUUAAAGGUUGAUUGGAAAAUGGAAACAUCUGUUCCUGAUAUUUUUGCUGCUGGAGACGUUUGUACAGCAUCAUGGCCCCACGCAUUUCACUGGUUUCAGAUGCGACUCUGGACACAGGCUAGGCAAAUGGGAUCUUAUGCUGGAAAAUGUAUGGCAGCAUCAAUAACAAAUGAGGAAAUUAUGCAAGAUUUUUGUUUUGAACUAUUUUCUCAUGUGACAAAAUUCUUUGGCUAUAAAGUGAUUCUGUUGGGUCUUUUCAAUGGUCAGAGACUGAACAGUGAUUAUGAACUUUUGGUAAGAGUAACGAAAGGAAAUGAGUACAUAAAGUUGGUAAUAAAAGAUGGUAAGGUACACGGUGCAGUCUUGAUUGGUGAAACUGACUUGGAAGAGAUGUGUGAAAAUUUAAUACUUAAUCAGCUAGAUGUCAGUGUGUAUGGGGAGGAUCUUCUUAAUCCUGACAUUGACAUAGAAGACUACUUUGAUUAAACAACAGAAUUAUAAGCUUUUGUUAAUUGUAUGCAACAUAGUUGUAUUUUUGCUGGUGUUACUUAUGUCUUUCAAAGCUAUUACUAUUGUGACUUGAUAACUAUGUUACUGAUUCUGUUAAGGAAAUAAAUUUUUGUUUAGGUAUUCAGUAUGUUGGAAUUUAAUGAUAUCUCACCUGUGUUUGAGAGUUGAUGAGGUGAAUUUUUUUUAUAGGAGCCGAUUAAGUUACAUCAGAUGUAAUUUUAUUUCUGUGACAGUGAAAUUUGCUGGUCAUAAAAUUGUGUUUGAAGUUUAGCAUUUUUGCUAGCUCACUUUAAAUUACAAGCAAAUAAAUUAAAAAGUUACUUAGGUCUUUGAUUUGUUUAUUUUUUGACAAUCUGUGUUUGCAUAACAAAAGAAUUUUAUGUAUACACCUGUGCAUUAUCUGAAAUAUGUUUCAUGUUAUAAAUGUGUGUUGUGGUUAAUACUCUUCAUGGUUAUCUGAUGGACAGAACCAUGCUUGUUCUGCUGAUUUCUGUCCAUUUUUUAUGAAACUUUUGUGACAUAUAAUAAUGUAAUGUGCUGGAUCACUGAUUUUUGUAAUUAUAAACCUAAUUAUUUUGUUUC
Schistocerca gregaria is the source of this 2835-nucleotide messenger RNA. RefSeq names its product 28S ribosomal protein S18b, mitochondrial (gene mRpS18B). Gene Ontology annotation, molecular function: structural constituent of ribosome. The coding region runs from base 154 to 732 and encodes 192 amino acids. The record is from RefSeq and is a predicted model, not a curated record. Lineage: Eukaryota; Metazoa; Arthropoda; Insecta; Orthoptera; Acrididae. Gene Ontology annotation, cellular component: ribosome; mitochondrion. Gene Ontology annotation, biological process: mitochondrial translation. The transcript is spliced from 5 exons.